Messenger RNA from Penicillium canariense, 1989 nucleotides. Its product is annotated as S9 family peptidase. Gene Ontology annotation, molecular function: serine-type endopeptidase activity. Lineage: Eukaryota; Fungi; Ascomycota; Eurotiomycetes; Eurotiales; Aspergillaceae. The record is from RefSeq and is a predicted model, not a curated record. Gene Ontology annotation, biological process: proteolysis. The transcript has 3 exons. Bases 1 to 1989 code for a protein of 662 amino acids.
AUGAGUGCUCCUCAGAUUGCGCCUUAUGGCCACUGGAAGAGUCCGCUGACUGCGGAGAGCUUGGCAACCUGCAGCAUAAUGCUCAACGAAGUCGCUGUUGAUGAGUCAACGGGAGCUGUUUACUCUGUUGAAUGCCGGCCUGUCGAGGACGGCCGCUCCGCCGUCGUGCAGCAUCUGAAUGGACAAAGCAAAGAUAUUCUACCGAAAGACCUGAGUGCACUCGCAAGUGUGCAAGAGCUUGGUGGUGGCUCUAUUUCAAUGAGAUUCGACGGGCGUAUUUUGCUCUCAGACGAAGAUUCCUGCAAUGUUUAUCUUUUGGACCCAGGCUCAACUGAAGCUACGCUAGUCCAGCCGGCCGAGAAAGGCAUUCGCUACGCAGAUUUCUCCAGCCACCCCACGAACCCACAGUGGAUCAUCGCGAUUAAGGAGGAUCACCGAGAGGCGACUCCGGAAACUCAAGCAACCCAUGUUCAUAAUACCUUGGUGGCGAUUGAUAUCGACUCUGAUCCACAAGAAUCCGCUAAAGAAGUCAUCAUUGCACAAGGUGACGAUUUCUACUCCCAUCCGAAAUUCGACCCUUCGGGGAAAUAUGUGUCAUGGAUCCAAUGGACCCAUCCUGAUAUGCCCUGGACUGGAACUACGCUUUAUUUAGCUGAGUGGAAAGACGGAUCGGUGGAUAAUGCCACACGAAUCGCUGGUAAAGCGCAGGAGGAGAGUGUCGCUCAGCCGAAAUGGGGUCUAGAUGGAAAGCUUUACUUUGCGAGUGACCGAACCGGUUUCUGGCAGUUGUACUCGUAUAAUCCAGAGGACACGAAGCUGUGUGCUUUGUCGUUCAAGGGAAUGGAGAAUUCGGACUUUGCAGUUGCUGAGUGGGAGCUGGGAAGUUCUACAUACACGUCGCUUGACGAACAAACCAUAGUUGCAACGGUGAUAACUCAUGCCACCAGCAAAGUUGUCCUAAUUGAUACCGUGACUUCAUCCGUUCAAGAACUCGAUCUUCCUUACGUGGACAUCGAUACAAUCCGUCGUGUAUCAUCCACGAGCUUUGCAGUCGUCGGUUCUACAAGAACAUCCCCUCAGGAGCUGGCACUGAUCUCGAUCACUCCAUCAUUCGAGACAAACAGAAAGGUGCUCACUUCAACCGCAUCGUUUGAACUGGCCCAUGACUUUGUCUCUACUGCGACGGAAUACACUGCCCCUCAAAAGCAUGGUCCCAUACAAGACAGUAAUGUGCACAUGUUCUAUUUCGCUCCUCGCAAUCCUGAAUUUCAGGCUGAUGAAAAGAGUCUACCUCCCCUCCUGGUCUAUGUUCAUGGAGGUCCGAAUGGGGCUGUUACUCCUGCUCUUGACCUAGACAUUCAAUACUGGACUACACGUGGCUUCGCUGUGUGCGCUGUUAACUACACCGGGUCUGUUGGAUUUGGUCGAGAAUAUCGUGAACGAUUGUCGGGCUAUUGGGGACUUGUGGAUGUGGGAGAUGCUGCUAGUGCGGUCGAAUUCCUUGCGGACAAGAUGUUGAUCGAUAAGACACGAGUUGGAAUAUAUGGCGGAAGCGCUGGAGGGUACCUGACUUUGCGCGCUCUUCAUAUGUAUCCGGAAGUCUGGGCAGCAGGAAUCGGCUCAUACGGCAUCAGCGAUGUUAAGGCUCUGCAGGCGGAUUCCUACAAGUUUGAGAGUCAAGACGUGGAUCGAUUGCUUCUUAGCAAAACAAACCCCGAUGAAAGAGAACUUGAGCUCAAGAAGCGCAGUCCAUGCUAUUAUGCAAAGCAGAUGACGGCACCAUUGCUGCUAUUGCAGGGAACAGAGGAUGUGGUGGUUCCAAUUGCACAAGCACGAAUGAUGGCUGAUGCUAUGCAUUCUGAAGGACGGAUUGCGGAGGUUGUCGAGUUUGAGGGUGAGGGCCAUGGAUGGCAUGGCCAGAAGGCUAUCCAUGAAUCUUUCACCCGACAGGAGGAAUGGUGGAAGCGUUAUCUUACCCAAAUGUCCUAA